GUAGCAUUAUUUAAAUCUAGGUGCAAUCAUAAACUGCAUCUGUCUGCUAUAAGCAAUUUCCAUGUAAACAAAGAGACUUUUCUUUUUCAACAGUAGGUUUAACUGAAUUAUACUGGAUUUAAAAUUAGUUUCCGUCAUGAACAGACACAACACGGCGACGUUACUCACGGACCUUAAAAAAUCACUCAAGAUGCCGCUCUUUGGAAACACAUUCAGUCCGAAAAAAACACCUCCUCGCAAAUCUGCAUCCCUGUCCAGCUUACAUACGUUGGAUCGCUCAACAAGGGAAAUAGAGCUGGGCCUUGAAUAUGGACCUCCUGUGAUGAACAUUGGAGGUCAGAGCUGGAAAUUUGAAGACGGACAGUGGAUAACAGAAUCUGGUGGGAAUGGAUCUGGUAGGGAAUUGCAGCGGCUAAAGAAAAGAAAUAUUCAACUGGAGGAGGAAAACAACCUCCUGAAACUGAAGAUUGAAAUCCUCAUGGACAUGUUGACAGAGACGACAGUAGAGUAUCACCUGAUGGAGAAAGAGGUGGAAGAUAUAAAGACUCAACAUCGAAGGAAGAAAUGAUAGGAAAUGUUCUUUAAGUGGAUUUAUCUCUUUUUGUAUUCACAGACAUUUGAAGUUUGAUUAUGUGUAAAAUAUAUUUAAAAAAAACAAGUUUUAGAUUAAAUAAAGAGCCCAUAAUUUUGCUCAUAAUAAGGGCUCAUGUGUUGAUGGUCUGGGCUCUGUUUGUAUUCAUUUUACAAGCAGGUACCAUUGAAUCAGAUUUAGUAACUACUUUUAUUUAUUUGUUCUAUCCUAUAUUUGUUUAAUAUCACUGUAAACCUGAAACAGGUGAAACAACACCUUUGGUCGAUACACAGUGUAUUUUCUGAGACUUUAAUUAAAGGCUGACAUUUAUUUUUAUGAUUUUUUGUAUUUAGACUGAAAAUAAAAUCCAUCACAGGAAAGUA
Lates calcarifer (barramundi perch) is the source of this 954-nucleotide messenger RNA. It is a transcript of the gene cby1, whose product is annotated as chibby homolog 1 (Drosophila). Lineage: Eukaryota; Metazoa; Chordata; Actinopteri; Centropomidae. The record is from RefSeq and is a predicted model, not a curated record.